GGGAGGGGGUUGGGAGCUGUGGGGGCCAGACUAACCCAAGCCCUCCGGCUGGACUGGCCGCCAUGGGCCUGAGGCUGCUCCCACUGUUGCUGCUCUGGACACAGGGGACCCGGGGGUCCAAGCUGGACCCCAAUGGGCAGCAUGUCUGCAUGGCCAGCAGCCCCUCUGCUGAGCUCCAGUGCUGCCCUGGCUGGAGGCAGAAAGAUCAAGAAUGCACUAUCCCUAUCUGUGAGGGGCUAGAUGCCUGCCGGGAAGAUGAAGUAUGUGUGAAACCAGGCCUCUGUCGAUGCAAACCUGGAUUCUUCGGGGCCCAGUGCAAUUCCCGCUGCCCGGGCCAGUACUGGGGCCCCGAUUGCCGUGAGAUCUGUGCCUGCCACCCACACGGCCAGUGCGAGCCGGCCACGGGCGUGUGCCACUGCCAAGCGGACCGCUGGGGCGGCCGUUGCGAGUUCGCGUGCGCCUGCGGCCCCCACGGGCGUUGCGACCCCGCGACGGGCGCGUGCCGCUGCGAGUCUGGCUGGUGGUCGUCCACUUGCCGCCGUCCGUGCCAGUGCAACCCGGCGGCGGCGCGCUGCGAUCAAACGGACGGCUCCUGCCGUUGCGAGCCGGGCUGUCCUUCUCUUCCCAGCUGUGGCCACUGCAAGCAGAAGGAGCCAUGCUCUGCAGACACAGGCAGCUGUGAGUCCUGCGAGCCAGGCUGGAAUGGAACCCAGUGCCACCAGCCCUGCCCAGCUGGCACCUUUGGCGAGAGCUGCAGGCAGCUGUGCCCCCACUGCCGGCUUGGGGAGGCCUGUCAGCCAGACACUGGGCACUGUCAGCGCUGUGACCCUGGGUGGCUGGGGCCUAGGUGUGAAGACCCCUGCCCGCCCGGCACAUUUGGGGAGGGCUGUAGCUCCGCCUGCCCCACCUGUGUUCAGGGGACCUGCGAUGCUGUGACUGGGGAAUGUGUCUGCAACGCUGGCUACUGGGGGCCCAGCUGCAACACUUCAUGCCCAUCUGGCUUCCAUGGCAACAACUGUUCUGUUCCCUGUGAAUGCCCAGAGGGACCCUGCAACCCUGUCUCUGGGGCCUGCCAGUUGGGGCCUCACGGCCAGGAUGCAGCCCUCAUCGCAGGCGUCCUCGGGCCUCUGCUGCUGCUCCUCCUGGGUAUCAUCCUCUGCGCCUGCUGCUGCUGGGCCGCCCGGUCGGACCCCAAGGACAGGCCAGCAAGGGACGGAGCAGCUGUGUCCAGGGUGAAGCUGCAGGUCUGGGGGGCACUGAGCAGCCUGGGCUCGGCGCUCCCCUGUGGUUCCUUCAGCAGCCACAAGCUUCCCUGGGUGACAGUCUCGCACCACGACCCGGAGAUCCCCUUCAACCACAGUUUCAUCGAGCCGCCCUCGGCGGGCUGGGCCUCGGACGACUCCUUCUCUUCUGAUCCCGAGUCUGGAGAGGACGAGAGCCCUGCCUACUGCGUGCCACCCCAAGAAGGGAUGGUCACUGUGGCCCACGGAGAGUUUCCAGAGGCCAGCGUGGCUGGAGGUCCCGUCCCUCCCCCUGAGGACGCCUCCACACCAUUUCCCAUCCCGCGCACUUCCAGCCUUGCACGGGCCAAGCGGCCAUCGGUCUCCUUUGCUGAAGGCACCAAGUUUGCACCACAGAGUCGCCGAAGCUCAGGGGAGAUCUCCAGUCCUCUCCGAAAGCCCAAGAGGCUCUCCAGGGGGGCCCAGCUGGGUCCUGAGAGCCAGGAGGCUGAGGAGUCCACGGGCUCAGAGAAAGCAGAAAUGGAUGAGACCCUUCCUGGUGCUGCCAGCCCUAGGGAUUCAGCCACUGGCCGCCGCCGACUUCCCCUUGGUGGCCGGACAGUGGCUGAGCGUGUAGAAGCCAUUGAGGGCAGUGUCUUGGAGGGCUCUGGCUCUGUGACCACAAUCUACAUGCUUGCCGGGACACCCCAGUCAUCUGAGGGCCCCGUCCGCUCUGUUCUUCGCCGUUUUGGUAGCUUCCAGAAAGGCCAGGCAGAGCCCAAGGUCAAGAGUGCCAUCCCUAAGCCUCCACGCAGGGCCCUAAGUCGAAAUAAGGGCAUCCCUGGGCUGGCCUCUGGCUCUGCCAGUCAGAGCCCCAGCUUAUCCCCCAGUGAUGAACUCACUAGGCCCUUGGAGUCUGCAGGAACUGGGCCAGAGGAAGUGGCCAGGGGGCUAGGGAUUGGCACCAAGAGCUCAGGGAGGGCCCAGGAGCUCGCCCCUGAGGGUGGCCCCCAAGAACAGGAUCCCCAGAAGCUGGCUGAUGAGGAAGGGCAGGAGGAGCCCCAGUAUGAGAAUGUUGUACCCAUCUCUGGGUCACCAGCACCCUGAGAACCUUGAAUUUGCAGAGUGGGAAGACUAUGGAUGGGGGGUCGGCGUCUGAACUGCCCCUGGAUCAGAUUGUGUUUUGCUGGAAAAAGAUCUCAGGGCCAGGAAAGACAGACCAGAACCUCUGCCCUUUCAUGGGGAAACGUCAGGGUUGGAGGCCAAUUGGCUCUGGGCCCUGGCAGUGCUCUGGGAGUGGUUUGGAAGGCCUGGGCAGAGACCCCAUAGGGUGGGGUCAGGAAGGGGAAAGAGAUGACUGCAGGGACUUUUUCUCUGUUGUCCUGGACUCUGCCCCCAAAAGCUAUUCUUUUCUUCAUUUUCUGAAAUGUGAAACAAUGUAAAUGUUUGAUGAUAAAAGAUUGGUUAAAGAAAAAUUGCUUAUGAUAGGUUCCUAAGCAACCAUGAAAAAUCAUGUUGUGUAAGAAUAUUUAAUAUGGGAGAUAUGGGAGACUGUUUAUGCUAUACUGUUAAGUGUAAAAAGUAAAGUUUCUCUUUAUAAAUUUAAUUUCCUUCUGCUUCAGGCUACAUGUUUAGAAUCCUUCCACUUUGUAUUUUGUGAUUGUUUUGCAAACUUUUUUUUUUUUUUUUUUGUAAAGGAUAUAUGUGCAUAAAAAAGAUUUGUGGGAAAGGCAUCAAAUGACUUUUUUUUUUUUUUCCUGGGAGAUGAGAUUGUGGCUGAUAUUUAUUUUCUUCUUAAACUUUCGUAUUAUUUGUAAAUUUUCUUUAAGUGAACAUUCUUUUUACUUUUCUCACUAGGUUUAAUUUUUUAAAAAAUUAUAAAAAACAAUGUCCUUUGUUAAAAAAUUAAAAAGUACUAACAUUACAGACAUGUAUAAAGUAUUUGCCUUUUCCUCAGAGGAGCCUGAGGGACAGGGGAGGGACCAGACUUACUUGUCACUGAAUGUCUUUUGGUCUUGUUGGAUUCUUUUCUCACAUACUUGAAUUACCUGGUCAGGACAGAAACAGCAGCUCCCCUUCUCUCCCAAUGCUCAGAGAAUCUUGCAGUUUAGAUCCUUCCUUCCAGAUGUUUCUCUGGUCACAUGAAAACAAAAGAUCAUGUUGUUGAACAAUUUGCUUUUUUACUUAACAAUAUAUCCUGGCUAUGUUUUAAUGUCAGUAAAUAUAAAGCUACCUCUUUUUAUAAAAACGGCUGCAUGGAAUUCCAUCGUGUGGAAAAAGCAGAGGUUAUUUAAACCGUCCCCUACCCGUGGAGAUUUGGGUUGUUUCUAAUCGUUUUGAUACAAUAUAUGAUGCAAUGUACUACUUUGUCCAUAUUUCUUUUGCACGGUGCACGUUUUUCUGUAGAAGAGAUUCCUAGAAGUGGAAUUGCUGGGUAAUAGAAGACAUUAAAUAUUUGGGUACUUACUUCAGAUUGUCCUCCAAAAAAUUUACAUGGUUUUGUGUUCUCACAAAUGAUGACAAGAUCUAUUUUUCCACACCCAGUCUGAUAGGUUGAAAUGGUAUCUUAUUAUUUUAGCGCAAUAAAAAUAAUAAAGUGAUAACAUGCUAAAGCUUCUUAAAAAGUUAAAAUCUUUGUACAGUUAAAAGGUUUUUUUGCUUUUGUUUUUUAACCAUCA
Molecule: messenger RNA, 3898 nt
Organism: Ailuropoda melanoleuca (giant panda)
Lineage: Eukaryota; Metazoa; Chordata; Mammalia; Carnivora; Ursidae
Gene: SCARF1
Product: scavenger receptor class F member 1
Exons: 11
Coding region: 63-2327 (754 amino acids)
Biological process (GO): neuron remodeling; positive regulation of neuron projection development; dendrite development
Cellular component (GO): membrane
Molecular function (GO): low-density lipoprotein particle binding; scavenger receptor activity
Source: RefSeq, a predicted model, not a curated record